AUGAAACCAAAAGGCCUUCUGGCUGUGUUCCAGAAGCAUCUGCAAAGAGAGGUAUUUUCCACCCCAGAAUACAAAGUCAUCCAAGAAUGCAUAGACCAAUUUCAGAACACUGUAGCGCACAGAUAUAUUCUUGCACCUAUUCUAGGCCAAGUAGCCCAGCUUACUUUACAAACUGCAAAAACGACAGCCAGAAUUGUUACAGUUGCAGAUAUUCUGGCAGAAGCAAUAGGCACGUCCAUGGUGGAUGCAAUUGACAAAACAAUUAGCAUCCCACUGGAUAUAAUGGAAUAUGCAAUCCAUACGCCAAUAGUAUGUGCAGGCCGGGUUUUGGGUUAUCCUGGCGUGCCGUAUAAAAGACACAUUGAUAUACGAAAAAACAACCAGGCACUCAAUUCUCUGCCAGAGACGAAGAAACAAGUUAAAGACCUAAUUGUUGCUGUUCUUGAGGGAAUUAAAUAUGACGAUAUUCUGCAGGAAUAUUCGCCGUAUGCAUGGAGGAAUAUUCGGGUUGCGUAUACUCCCGGGGGGCUAUUGGAUGUAACUCGAAUAGAAUACAGCCCAAAUAAGAAAGAAGUGCAAUUUAAUGCAGAUAUGUACAAUGAAGCAGAAGACAAAAUAGUUAGAAAGAAAAGUAAGUGGAGCAUAAAGGAGAGUGCCCCAGAGGGUGUCACUGUGCACAAAGUAGAAGUGGCUGAUAUUUUAUAG
Molecule: messenger RNA, 705 nt
Organism: Nematocida ausubeli
Lineage: Eukaryota; Fungi; Microsporidia
Exons: 1
Coding region: 1-705 (234 amino acids)
Source: RefSeq, a predicted model, not a curated record